AAGAGCUUAUCAGUGUGUCUCACUUACACUAGUGGACACUGUCGCCUGUGUACGUAGCUGGAAAACACCCUAUGAUGUAGUUCACUCACAUUUACAAAUCGAAAUCAAGAAACACAUGAAAUCUGUAUAGGUUUUCAGGUGCACAAACAGAGCGCAGACAACCGUUACCGGAAUUUGCGGAUGUAGAACGGAGAACAGUAUCUAACAGUAACUGCUUCGCUUAAGACGUGAUUUUAAAGAAAUAUAUGCGCAAAAACAGCGCAUGUUCUGACAACAUACAUCAAUUUUGAAUAUAUUAAGUUGAUUGGAUCUAAUUUAAUUUAAUAUUCACUGAUACUGUAAAAAUGUUACUUGAAGUGAUUUCCAUUUGUGUCCUUGCGUUUGGCACUAUCUUGUAUACUUUUCGUAAAAGUCAGAUUGGCAUGGACAUAUACUACACGAUACGAUACUUUUAUUGCGGAAUCAAAUACUGGCUCUAUGAUGUAUUCGACGCUAAAUACAACAAGAUCAGUGAUUUACCCUCUAUGCCGGAUAAAAUCGCAAUUGUAACUGGCGCUUCUAGAGGUAUAGGAGCAGAAGUAGUCAAAAAAUUACUACAGUGUAACAUGGAAGUUAUAAUCGCAUGUAGGACAAUCAACGCGGGUGAAAAGCUUAUUCUUGAAAUUAGAAAAUCCGGUAUUACUAGCGGGUGUGCAAAGGUUUACAAACUUGAUAACGCGUCUUUUAAAUCGGUGAGAGAAUUUGCCGAGCAAAUAAACAAGGAUUACAGCAAAAUUCAUAUAUUAAUUAAUAACGCUGGCGUCAUGUUUUCUCUUGUUUACACAACAACAAAAGACGGCUUUGAAGAACAGUGGGCAAUAAAUUAUUUGUCACACUUUUUACUGACAUUCCUUCUUUUGCCGUUAUUGGAAGCCGGUGGACAGCCCGAUAGUUGUAGCAGAAUUAUAAAUGUUACAUCGUGUGCUAAUACUAUUGGAGACAUGAACUUCAACUAUAUCAAAAAUUGUUCCAAAAACACAUACUGCCGACAUUUAUCGUACGCUGAAAGUAAAUUAGCACAGACAGUGUUCACGAUAACAUUGCAUAAACUCCUAAAAAAUAGAUCGGUAAACGUGCAAGUAUAUUCAGUGCAUCCAGGUAUAGUGAGGACAGAUUUGUUCAAGAAUACUUUCUUUGCUCAAGAUGGCAAAUGGCUUACGACACUAUGGAAGACACCUGAACAGGGAGCUAUUCCAAUAGUAUAUGUUGCAGUCAACAAAGAUGUUGAAAUAAAGAGUGGCACGUAUUUUAGCAAUUGUAAAGAAGUAGCUGCGCCUUCUUUAGCACUAAAAGAGGAUAUUCAAAAAGAAUUGUUUGAAUUGACUCUAAAACAAGUAAAAUUAAGCGAUUUUUUCCAACUUUUAUAACAUAAUCGUUUAUUUUACAUUUUUGGCAAAAAAUGGAUUUUAUUGAACAUGGUACUUAUAAAAGAAUCAUGAGUGUUUUUUAAUUCUAAUCAAUAUGACAAAAUACAACUACUUAAUAAUAUUAAAUAAACAUUGCAAAAAUGUGAACAAAAGUUCUAUAAAAUGUUUUUACCUAGAAGUUUUGCGCUACUAAAUAUAAAAUACAAUACUAAUAUAUAUACACGUAACAAAACAAGUAUUAUAUGUAUAUAAAAUAUGUAUAUAACAAGUAUUAUGUGUAUAAGAAACACAUUUAAAUGUAUACCACAGAUCUUGUUCUUUUUUGAGAGAUACAACCAGUAUAAUAUCGUUGUUAUUCGAAGAAUGCACUUUAUUUGUGUAAGACAUUUUACAAUAAAAGUUUUGCAUACAAAUUUUCGUGUUUUCAAAUUUGACAUAGUAAAUAUAUUUUCUUAAUUUGGUGUAAAGAAAGGUGAUAUGUAACCAGGACAAUUUUUAUUACAAAUUACGAAUUACGCAUAUUUUUAAAUAAUAUUGCACUAAAACAAAAGACAUACAUGUG
Pseudomyrmex gracilis is the source of this 1968-nucleotide messenger RNA. Its product is annotated as retinol dehydrogenase 12-like. The transcript is spliced from 7 exons. NCBI's taxonomy places the organism in Eukaryota, Metazoa, Arthropoda, Insecta, Hymenoptera, Formicidae. The record is from RefSeq and is a predicted model, not a curated record. Bases 345 to 1406 code for a protein of 353 amino acids.